Messenger RNA from Lolium rigidum, 675 nucleotides. RefSeq lists its product as uncharacterized. Bases 45 to 329 code for a protein of 94 amino acids. The record is from RefSeq and is a predicted model, not a curated record. The transcript is spliced from 4 exons. Lineage: Eukaryota; Viridiplantae; Streptophyta; Magnoliopsida; Poales; Poaceae.
GCUCGUCCAGCCUCGUCUCGAGGGAGAUAUCCUCGAGUCCUACCAUGACGGUGCCCUGCAAUAGGAGGCACGGCGACCUGUUCAUCGGUGCUCUCUGGCUCUGUUACGGCGUCGACUACUGCAGGAGGAGCAAGUCUUGUAGUGUCCUGCCUCCACGUGUGGAUCUGAAUGCUUGGUCUCGUCGCGAAGGCCCUUCCACGGCUACUCUGUCGUCGAAGUUCGGGUGUUCUUUGACAUCAGCAACAAAGGGCCGCCUUGAGCAUGUGUAUGUGAGGUUGAAGUGUUGCUUCUCCAUGGUUGCAGCGAUGAAGCAGGUGUUUUGCAGGUAACUUUGGAUCGUGUAAUGUUAUAGGCGCUGGAGGUCUGUGAUUACUUGCAACUUUACAAGCAAGCAGGCAGGCAGGCAGUGGCCUCUUGUUGGUGUACAUGGUAAAGGUGAGCUUGUGCUUCUUCCCAUGGUGGUUUUGCUGUGUUUGGAAUGUUAAACCUGGCCGGAGCUUGAGGUGUUUGUAUUUAAAACGAGGUUUUUGUGUCUAUAUAUAAUGUUGGCUGGUUGGAAUCUUUGGGGAGCUGAUCGGUUCUUGAUCUCCAUAAGCUUGUGCGUGUGCUCUUUGGGAACUUGGUCUACGUAAUAUAGCAAGCAAGAAGGUUUGUUGUUCGCAGCUGAUUAUGAUG